Salvelinus sp. IW2-2015 is the source of this 2612-nucleotide messenger RNA. NCBI's taxonomy places the organism in Eukaryota, Metazoa, Chordata, Actinopteri, Salmoniformes, Salmonidae. The record is from RefSeq and is a predicted model, not a curated record.
AUGAAGGCCCCGCUGGCUGUAAAUGAGGUGAAUACAGCGUAUCGGACCCCCAGCGGAAACCAGGGGGAAGAGACGCGGGAUCCAUUAAACCAAUUUAGAAUGCAAGGAAAACAAUCAUCACAGCGCAUCUGGGCAUGUGUUCCAAAGGUCUCCCAAUGCCCUCCACUGUGGCUCAUCAUGGCCUCAUUGGAAUGGAUGACUGGCAUGUACUGUAUGCAAGGCAAGCACUCCACACUGCAACAAGUGCUGACCUGCUGUGUGUGUCAUCUCCAGGGGAUCCGGGGGCUUCCUGGAGGGGCGGGGCCAACAGGACCUCAGGGAGAGAGAGGAGCACUUGGACAGAAGGGAUCAACAGGUCCAAAAGGUCCACAGGGAAUUCAAGGCCCCCAGGGAGACCCUGGAGCCAGUGGACGCGAUGGCCCAAAGGGAAGCGAGGGGGAGCGAGGUUCCGAUGGCUCUCCAGGAAUGCCAGGCCAAAAGGGCACACCAGGAGAGGCAGGCUUCCUUGGGUCCCCGGGCACUAAUGGCCUACCUGGGUUCAAAGGUCCCAAGGGAGAAACUGGAGAGGCGGGUCCCAGAGGAAGUCAGGGCGAACGAGGCACCGAUGGGGCCCUUGGGAACCCCGGCUUACCGGGUGAAGCUGGACCCAGGGGAGGCAAAGGACAGAAAGGCCUCACGGGGGAUAUCGGUGUCAGAGGCACCGAUGGGAAGAAAGGGGGCAUGGGACACGUGGGGGCCGCUGGCCCACGGGGAUCUCCCGGCGAGGACGGGUUGCCUGGGCAACCGGGAACGCCGGGCUACCCUGGGAAGCCUGGGAAGCCUCCCUCUGACGACCACAUGAUGAAGCUCUGCGGCGAUGUGUUGCGGAAUCAGCUCCCCCAGCUGCUGCAGACACUAGCCCCUCUCAGCAGAUGUGAGCCGUGUGAGACGGUGAAGGGACACCCGGGACAGCCUGGAGCACCAGGACUCAAAGGUUCCUCAGGAACCCCGGGCUAUCCCGGUAGAAUCGGCUCACCAGGAUACCCAGGAACCCCCGGCAUGCAGGGGCACCAGGGAGUCAAAGGUGACACUGGACCAAGAGGACUCAAAGGCACCAAAGGAGAGGGUCAUCCAGGGUUGCCAGGCCCUACUGGACAGUCAGGAGUUCAGGGGCCUCGCGGAUCGGAUGGCAUCGGACGCCCGGGCACUCAGGGGAUGCCUGGGAAGUCAGGAAGUCCCGGAAUGCCAGGGAAACAAGGGUCAUCAGGACUACCAGGAGUGUGUGACAUGUCUUCUUGCUACCAGGCGUACAACCUCAGGAAUGACCCCUACAGCAAAGGGCCCAACUUCUGAGAGGAAGGGGCCCCUAGAGGGGAGGACGGGCUUCAAUGUGGGGGUCAAGAUGCAACGUCAUACAGUACUUUAAGACAGUGAUGUCCAAUCUUUUCGGCAAAGGGGAGUGUUUAGCUGCAGGCUUUUGCUCCAGCCAUACACUAACACACCUGAAUAUGGAAUAAAGGUCUGCACCCACACUGGUUCUUUGCGUAUAAGAUUGGACAUCUAUGCUUAAAAGCCCUCUCCUCGUGGACACCCAGACGUUUCACAUAUUUGUUCUAGCCCUGAACUGGCACACCUGAUUCCAUUAGUAAAGGGCUUGGUGAUAAUUGACUAAUUGAAUCAGGUGUGCCAGUUUAGGGCUACAACAAAUAUGUAUAAAGACCUAUGGUCCCUGAGGAGACGGUUGGGAAACCCUGUUUAAGGCAUAUGGGAGUCCACUUUGCUGUUCAGUAGAAAUAUUUGUCCCGAUUAACUGAAACUAGGUCUAUAUUGAGACAUAUGCGUGGUUUCAUAUACUGUAUGUUUGUAGGUUUCAGGAUAAAUUAUAGAAACCAUAUGUUUUGGACUUUUAAUGGUGAUUGUCCAAUGAGAAUCAUCAUAGUCCUUGGUACUGUAACGCUACCUCCUUGCUGGACACGAGGCAUUACAUACAUGUAUAAGUACACCAGUGAAAAAUGUUUUGUAAAACCAGGGUGUGAAACAUAUUUAAAAAAUGUUAUACCAUAAGAUUUUGUUGUCAAGCCCUCCAUAUGUAAAUAUUUUACAGCAUGUCAAAAUGUAAAUAUGUUGUGGGCUGAGGUAAACACAGAGUAACUGCUAAUUAGUACAAUAACAGGCUACCUGGAUUCAACCACAGAAUGUGCUAAUAUAGUGUGCCUGGUGCAUUUUUACAAGACAACAUUGUGAGUAUUUCGGCUUAAAAUGUAUCCCAACUACGAAAACUGUACUGUAGAUAAUAUAUUAAUUCACCUUGUGCCUUUAUAAACCCAUACCAUAAAUGAAAUUAAACCUCAGGAACUACUUCAAAUGUGUUUUGCAUAUCUUUGUUAAAACAUGUUCUUUGUUUGAUACAGCCAAAUGAUUCAUAUUACAUUGUCCAUACUUCAUGUAAAAAAAAUAUGUUACUUUAAAUAUCAUACUAUACCUUAAAAUACUACAGUAUACCUCCUGAUGUAACUACAGGGGCUACAUGAUGUGCUAUACCUCCUGAUUUAACUACAGGGGCUACAUGAUGUGCUAUACAUCCUUAUUUAACUACAGGGGCUACAUGAUGUGCUAUACCUCCUGAUUUAACU